AUGCCACCCGCGCCGCCCACGGCCACCUGGGGACAGACGCAGUCCUCGGCGCUGCCCGCCCGUGACCGAACCCCACCGACGGGCGCCGCCGACCGACGACCCCACCGCGCCCACGGCCCCCUCGACGCCGGGCGGGCCCCCUCGCGCCCGACGCACGCCACCAGACCGGACCCGACUUUACCCCGGGGACCCUCCCCGCACCCGCGUCCCAGGCCCCUCGCCACGGAGGGCGAGGGGCUGCGGCGGGAAGCGGGGAGCGAGCGGACAGGGCGGGGGUGGUGGGCGGACGUGGCCGGCCAGACGCGAACGCCCCGGGCACCGAGGGCGGGCGGAGACGCGGAGGCACCUUCAGACGGACGACUACGCCGACGGCCGGGGAACGGCCCAGGGCAGGCGACGGGAGGCGGCGGGCGGCGGGCACCCCGCGUGAGCCGAGGCUCCGAGGCCCCCGGGGGACCUGACCCCGGGGACUCCGUGGAUGCUCGCGCCUCCACGCCGCCCUUCCCGAGACGCGCCGAGGGUGCUGCCGCCCGCGAGAGCGGGGGACGGACGGCGCCGGAGACGGAGGCGCGGCGCGACAACUCCGGCCCGCCUCGCGGGAGACCGGAGGGCGCGGGGACGGACGCGCCGGGGGCUGUGGCGAGGAGGACGCGGCGGCCUCGGCAUGCCGGGCAGACGGAGGCCGGAAGGGGCUCGUGGGCUCGCCGAGAUCGAGCCCACUCCCUCCGGACCACCGCCGACCCGGGACCGAGGCGCGCCCGCGCCUCCCAUGCCUCCGGCCGGGCGCCCGCGCCUCCCGCGCGCCCCCUCCUCCCUCUCUCGAACCUCUCGCGACCAGCGGGCCGGCACCGCGCCGGCCCACCCGCGCCACGCGGGGGUGAAAAGGCUCGGCCGCCGGCGGCGAGCCGCUCCG
This is a messenger RNA of Equus quagga, 913 nucleotides long. Its product is annotated as translation initiation factor IF-2-like. The annotation marks the transcript as partial. The transcript has a single exon. The record is from RefSeq and is a predicted model, not a curated record. Lineage: Eukaryota; Metazoa; Chordata; Mammalia; Perissodactyla; Equidae.